Molecule: messenger RNA, 756 nt
Organism: Naegleria fowleri
Lineage: Eukaryota; Heterolobosea; Eutetramitea; Acrasida; Naegleriidae
Exons: 1
Coding region: 1-756 (251 amino acids)
Molecular function (GO): oxidoreductase activity
Source: RefSeq, a predicted model, not a curated record
AUGUCUCACCUUCCCUCCACUCAACAAUUAUAUCUUGUGCCAAAGAAAGAAGGUAUCGAACAACUCACCCUUCACAAGGACGAGCCCAUUCCUCAACCAAACAGAAACCAAGUGUUGGUCCAACUGAAAGCUUACUCCUUGAACUUUAGAGAUUUGAUGGUCAUUAAUGGACACUAUCCUUCUCCAAUCGAAAACAUUUCCCGACCCAAAGGAUUCAUUCCUCUCUCUGACGCUUCUGGUCAAGUGGUUGCCAUUGGUGAAGAUGUGAAGGAAUUCUCCAUUGGCGAUCGUGUAUCUGGUUUGUUUCAUCCUGACUGGAUGGAUGGAAAGCAUGACACUCCACAAAGAGGUCAUUCAUUGGGCGCAGGUGAUGCUUCGUCGGAGGGAGUUCUUUCCCAAUUGAGAAUCUUUGAGAAGCAUAGUCUUGUGAAAAUUCCCAGUUACUUAUCCUAUGAAGAAGCAUCGACGUUACCAUGCGCCGCUUUUACUGCCUAUCAUGCAUUGUUUCAGAAUAUUGAAAAUAAGGUCGAUGCCACUCAGAUGGUUCUCGUGUUGGGAACUGGAGGUGUUUCAAUGUUUGCUUUGCAAUUUGCAAAGACAGCUGGAGCGAGAGUGAUUGUCACCUCCUCGAGUGAUGAGAAAUUGAAAAGAGUUUCCAGGAAUUUGGAGUGGAUUUUACAAUUUAUUACAAAACAAAUCCAAAUUGGGACGAGAAGGUGCGAGAGUUCACUUCAGGAAGAGGUGUCGAUCAUGUGA